UACAAGGCAGCAUUGCAUUAUUCCAGUAACUAGUUUUUCCAGGAGUCAUAAAAAAUAACUCUAUUAUUUCUCUAUUUCUAUUUUGCACAUGAAAAAAGGAUGCGUGUUUCAAGGCUUCCACUCCUUGUUCUAAUGACAUCAUUCUUCUAUAUGUCGGAUACAAGUCCAACAUAUUACAUCACAGCUCCCAAAUAUAUUUACCCCGGAAUUAACACAUCCAUUGCUGUCCAUUGGUUUGGUGAUAACCACACUCAAAUCAAUGUAACUGGUGAAAUUUUGGAGGAAGACAAACGUCUAGUAAUUCAAAGGAGUGUGUUUGAAAAUGGUACCAUUGGAAUACUCACUCUUCCUGCGAUUCCAGUACAAGUUUCCCCUUCUUACUUUGAGUUGGUUGUUAAUGGAUCGGUUAAAAAUAAACUAUUGUUCUCUAACAGAGUUGCACUGGUAAAGGGGAAAACUAAGACUUGUGUAUUAAUACAAACUGAAAAACCUGUUUAUAAGCCUGGAGAGACAGUAAAAAUCUGUGUUAUCACUGUAGAUCGUGAUCUCAGACCAUACAAAGGACAAGUGGACAUUAUAAUUAAGAAUCCACAGGACAACAUUGUAAAUCAGUGGCUGAAAUUGAGGAGUAAUUUGGGAGUCAUUUCCAAGGAGUUCACACUUUCCAGCAAUGCAAUGCUUGGCUCCUGGUGUAUCAGGACACUAACAGAUACUUCUGAGGCAGAGACAGCAUGUUUCCAUGUUGAUGAAUAUGUUUUACCAAAAUUUGAGGUUGAAAUAAAUGUCCCACAUUUCUACAUUGAAACGAAGCAGUCAGAUCUUGCUGGUGCAGUAACAGCCAAAUAUAAUAAUGGAAAACUAGUGAAAGGGAAUGUCACCGUGUCAAUAGAACCAUUAUAUAAUUAUUGGAAUACUCAAGUGUUUAAUAAAACAUAUGAGAUCUCAGGAUCCGUGAACUUCAGCUUCACUUAUGAAGAGGUAAAAUCUGUCAUAAAUUGGGGAGAUAUACUUGUAAGAGCCUAUGUGACUGAAGAUCUCACAGGUUAUGUAAUGAAUACAUCAUCAAAUGUUCAACACAUCUAUUUUGAGUACAGGAUUAAAAUAAACAAUGACCAGCAAUUGUCUGUUUCAUCUGAUCUCAUUUGCACAUUAAAGGUGCAGUUAUUACGGCUUGACAAUGCUUUAUUAUCAAAGGAUGAAAUGGAAAAAAAUAUAACCAUAAUAAUUACUGAAUCGGUCGAAAAACAAUGGUGGUUUGGAGAAAACUCUUUAGAUAAGCAUAUUGUUGAAAAGGACACUCUUCCUGAAUCUGGCAUUGUCGUCAUCAAAUUUCCUGUGAAAACAUUACUACAAACCAUGAAGAUUGAAGUUCAGUAUCAGAAUACUACAGAUAUUCGGUACUUUGACCUAUCAUACCCAGUGACUCCAUUUAUAGACAUUCAACUACCUAGAUCACCCAUAGAGGUUGGACGAGAAUUUAAGAUACAAGUAGAUACUUGUCUAAGUGUCCAAGAAAUUUACUAUGUGGUGAUGGCCAAAGGAAUCAUAGUUGACACUGGAAUGAAAACAAAUACAUCAUUCACCCUUACACCAGAACAAUCGUGGGCUCCACAUGCAAUCCUGAUUGUAUAUUUCCUUAACUCCAAUGACAGUAACAGUCAAGUUGUGAAAAACCAGAUUCAGAUAAACAUCAAAGGAGUAUUUAAGAACAAGGUCACCUUAUCUUGGAGUAAAUCCAAGGUACAGUCAGCAGAAAAUGUAACUUUGGCUAUCAAUGUGAAAGAUUCAAAUUCUUUGGUAGGAUUACAAAUAGCUAGCAGUGGAAAACAUUUGGAAAAUGGAAAUGUUUCAAUAGCAAAAAAAGUGGAAAACGCACUUAUUAUCGAUACUCAGCCUGGACAUAAUACAUUAACGGAUGCUUUAUUGAGCACAAGUGGGGAAAUCGAAUUAAUUAACUCAAAUGUAGAAAACGAAGUUUAUACACCUGUAAGAACAUUUUAUCCCGAAACUUGGAUUUGGAUGGAAAUUGAUGUAAAAAAAAGCACCAAUCUUAAAUUAGUAGCUCCAAGCAUGGGUCAUUCUUGGGAUGCCAGUGCUUUUGUUAUUUCUGAGGACCUUGGCUUUGCACUGACGGAACAGCCGGCUGAGCUACAAGUUUUACAGUUUAUCCUUAUUAAACUAAAUCUUCCUUACUCUGUUACGAGAGGUGAGCAGUUCAUUUUGGAAGUUAUCCUGUUCAACUAUUUGUCAGAAGAUGUGAAGGUCACCUUAACAUUGGAAGCCAGUGACGACCUAUUUGAGGUAAUUGUACCACAAAGAGAUGUCAACACUAAUAUCAGUUUUACCGCAAACCAAAAGCAUGUGACUGUUUCCAGUCAAGAUGGAGUGACUGUUCUGUUUCCAAUAAAACCACACAAAUUGGGUGAAAUCCCAAUCACAGUGCAAGCAACUUCACCUACAGCUUCUGAUGUCGUAACAGAAACAAUUCAUGUAAAGGCAGAAGGAGUGAGGCAAUAUUAUUCUAAGGCUGAGGUUUUUGAAGUUGCAAACACUGGAAAUUCUGUUCAAAGUCCACUGUCAAAGAACUUUACAUUCACUUUUCCUGAAGAUUUGGUAGAAGGUAGUGAGGAAGCACUUGUAACAGUUAUUGGAGAUUUUCUUGGCCCUUCAAUAAAUGGCCUUGAGUGUCUGAUCCAAAUGCCAUAUGGUUGUGGGGAACAGAAUAUGAUUAACUUUGCACCAAACAUAUAUGUUCUUGAAUACUUAACAGCAACUCAGCAGAUAACAGAAAAUAUUAGAGCAAAUGCCAUAUCAUACAUGGAAAAAGGUUAUCAAACAGAAUUAAAUUACAAAAGAAAUGAUGGUUCUUUUAGUGCCUUUGGUAUGGGUGAUACUUCUGGAAGUACAUGGCUCUCAGCAUUUGUCCUUAGAUGUUUCCUUCAGGCUCGACCAUUUAUUUUCAUAAGCCCAGAUGUUCUAGACCAAACAAUACAGUGGUUGGUGGAGUACCAGGAUAUAAGCACUGGCAUCUUCUCAGAACCUGGGCGUGUUAUUCAUUCCGAGCUCCAAGGUGGAUUAAAUGGGCCCAUCACACUCACUGCCUAUAUCCUCACCUCUCUGCUUGAAGAUGAAGCCUACAGCAAACUUUAUGAAUCCAGAGUUCAAAAAGCUGUUCAAUAUCUUGAGAGCGAGUUUGAUGGAGGGAUUUCCAGUAACUACACAUUAUCUGUAGUUACAUAUGCUCUAUCAUUGGCUAACAGUACUAAAGCAUAUGCAGCACUUACACAACUCAACUCAAGAGCAAACAACAUUGGAGGGUUAAAGUACUGGUAUUCACCAUCUGAAAAUAAAUACUACUGGCAACCACAGUCAACUGACAUUGAGACAGCAGCCUAUGCGCUACUUUCCCACACCAUACAGAAUCGUAUUUCCGAUGGAAUUUCUAUCAUGAAGUGGCUUAGUCAACAGAGAAACCAUCUUGGAGGGUAUUAUUCUACUCAGGAUACAAUAAUGGCCCUGCAAGCUUUAUCGCAGUUUAUGGUUGUGGCACCAAAUAGUGGAACAUCUUUAACUGUGAAGGUUGAUGGUCCUCAUGUGUUAGUGCCAAAAACAUUUCAUAUCGAUGAUGAAAAUCUAUUGGUAUUACAAAGCCAACAGGUUCCUGUUUCUCAGCCUUUGACACUGAAUAUUUCUGUAUUUGGAAAUGGAUUAGCUAUUGUGCAGCUCAAUAUUAUGUAUAAUCAGAAGAUAUCCUCAAGGCAGCAAAGAACUUCACUAAUCCCAGAAGCGUUCAGUUUGGAUGUUACGGUAAUCGAUAAUGAAGUUAACUUGGAUGGACUUUCUGUGGAAGUAUGCACAAGCUACAAAGGCAUAGGGAAUGAGACUGGAAUGGCCCUAUUAGAGGUUGGAUUUCUUAGCGGAUUUACAUUGGGCAAAGAAGGAAUUCCAGCCAGUGGAUCCCUGAAACUGGUUGAAAAAAAAGAUGACAAAGUAUACCUUUACUAUGAUUCAAUAAACAAAAAUCAGACUUGUGUUUCUGUUCCAAUGAUUCGCACUGCAAAUGUAGCUGCUUCUCAAGAUUCAAUGGUAAAAAUAACUGAUUACUACAACCCAAGAAACACAGCAACAAGAACUUAUAAUUCUGAGAAAAUGAAAAAGAUUUCUUCUUGUGACUUCUGUGGGUUGGACUGUUCCCUGUGUAAAUCCAGUCACCAAACACAACCUCAAAUUAAUGGUGCUACUAAAAUAGUGUUUCACCUCUGUUUUGUGGUUAGCAUAUUAUAUUUUCUAUUAAUGAUUUAUAAAUGAGAAAUCAGGUGAUUUUAAUAUUUUGAUUUAAAAAAUUGAAUAAAUUACAUACUUUUUCUAUUUUGAGGACACAAAUAAAAACAUUUUUUUCAAGUCAAUUAUUUCUAGAGAGUAUGCUUAUAUAAAUUUGUGCUGGAUUUGACACGUUGAAGAUGUAGUAAGCUGUUAAUUUUAGGAAAUUUGUAAUUUGUUAGUGUUUUCUCUAAUACCAUUUAGAUGUUCACUAUAUUCCCAAAAGAAUAGUUUUUGGAAACUGAAAUAAUUACAUGUGAA
Molecule: messenger RNA, 4581 nt
Organism: Pelobates fuscus (common spadefoot toad)
Lineage: Eukaryota; Metazoa; Chordata; Amphibia; Anura; Pelobatidae
Product: CD109 antigen-like
Exons: 33
Coding region: 100-4308 (1402 amino acids)
Cellular component (GO): extracellular region
Molecular function (GO): endopeptidase inhibitor activity
Source: RefSeq, a predicted model, not a curated record